Molecule: messenger RNA, 1095 nt
Organism: Mesitornis unicolor (brown roatelo)
Lineage: Eukaryota; Metazoa; Chordata; Aves; Mesitornithiformes; Mesitornithidae
Product: eukaryotic translation initiation factor 2-alpha kinase 4-like
Exons: 7
Coding region: 1-1095 (364 amino acids)
Biological process (GO): protein ubiquitination
Cellular component (GO): nucleus
Molecular function (GO): protein binding; ubiquitin protein ligase activity
Source: RefSeq, a predicted model, not a curated record
AUGACCCCGAGCUUGGGCACAGCUAUGGGCCUGCACAACUGUGAGGAGGGGGCGUCUGGGACAAGGCAGACGGGACCACGACUGGCCUCAGAGGCUGAGCAGGGCAAUACGGCGGCGGUGAGCAAUACAACGCGGUCCCUUACGGGGUGGCAGAACCCCGGAAAGGCCGCCGAGAACUCUGCAUGGCCUCGGGCUAACGUGGCGGCGACGCCGCCGCCAGCCCAACCGCACCCCGACAAACAACUCCUAAGGCAGCUGCGGGGGAGACCGCGCCGCGGGACCGCCGGCGAUGGUUGCCGCUGGCCCCCGCCCGGGGAGCUGACAUGGCUCCCCCGGCCGCAGCUGCCGGCGGAGGCAGACGCGGAGCCGGCGGAAAGCUACCAGCUACGGCAGGAGAACGAGCUCCAGGUGCUGGAGUCUAUUUACGGGCAGGACUUCCAGGACCUGCGCCAGAGCCAGGCAUGGAAGGUACGACAGCCUCCUGAAAUUAAGUUAGUUCUGUGCCCUCGGGGAUUGACCGGUGAUAAUGAAGUCUAUGCCAAAGUUGAUCUGUGGGUCAAGUGUCCACAUACUUACCCCGAUACUGUCCCCGAAAUACAGCUAACAAAUUCGAAAGGUUUGUCAAAUGAGAAAAUAAAUGAACUAAGGUCCAAACUAGCUGAACUGGCAAAACAGCGCUGUGGAGAGGUUAUGAUAUUUGAACUUGCUGACCAUGUACAGUCAUUUCUCAGUGAGUACAAUAAACCACCUCCCAAGUCUUUUCAUGAGGAAAUGCUAAAAAAUCAUCAAAAAGAACAAGAAAGACUGGCUCAGGAAGAGUUGCGUAGAGCACAAGAAGUUAAGAGAAGAGAGGAGCAGGAGCAACGUGAAAUCCUUAAUGAGAUUCAGAGAAGGGAGGAAGAGAAAAGAGAAGAAAGAAAAAAGAAGGAGAUUGCCAAACAGGAACGUUUGGAAAUAGCUGCUCUGAAAAGUCAAGCAAAUUCUCACAAGAGAGAUGCUUCAGGGUAUAGAGUUGCUUCCAGUUUAAAUGGGAGCUGUUCAGAGCAUGGGGUGAAUAAUAAGCACCGACCAAAUUCAGCUGGACGUUCAAAGUAA